Messenger RNA from Pseudonaja textilis, 1994 nucleotides. RefSeq names its product oligodendrocyte myelin glycoprotein (gene OMG). Lineage: Eukaryota; Metazoa; Chordata; Lepidosauria; Squamata; Elapidae. Gene Ontology annotation, molecular function: protein binding. Gene Ontology annotation, biological process: neuron projection regeneration. The record is from RefSeq and is a predicted model, not a curated record.
GCAGAUAAAAAGGUGGAACUGGAUGCAAUUUGCACAAAGCAUGCACACUGCAUCUUAACGCCCCGAGAGACAUCCCAGAAGAAGAGCCAGAGGGGGGAACAUAAUGUAAGAAGUUUAGAAACUUGGCUUUCCCCAUCAAAAAAGGGGACUGCCCAUUCUGUUGAGCGUGCACCCCUUGCAAUAAAUUUGAGUCAGCACAACAACAGCUCUGCAGUCUUCUGAAGGGAAGCUGAUCAGGUGGUUGCAGAGCCCCUGGAAACGGCAGUACGAUGCAGCUGAAGAGGCAACGCACAACCCACAGACAAACUGUGGCUCGGCUGGAGAGCAAACCGACCUUUGCAUUUGAAUCUUCCAGGGAAAUGAUGCACUAAAGGCUACAGUGGAGAGAGUGAGGCAACAAUGGAGACCCGGAUCUUGAAGGCAACGCUUGGCACCCUGGCUCUUCUCGUCUUUAUACCAGCCAUUCAGGGUAUUUGUCCUUCUUUGUGUUCAUGCUCAGGAAAUGAUAGAAACGUGGACUGUUCUGGCAGAAACCUGACCACGCUGCCCUAUGGACUUCAGGACAACAUUACCUAUUUGAAUUUGUCGUAUAAUCGUUUUGUGGACCUCAACCACCAGCUGACUCAGUUUGCGAAUCUGAGAACCUUGGAUGUUUCCAACAAUUGGCUCCGGAGCCUCCCAGCUCAACUGCCCAGGUCUCUGUGGGAAAUAUAUGCCACGCACAACAGCAUCAGGGUUCUCCAAAAGCUUGACACGGCCUACCAGUGGAAUCUUAAAGUCCUUGACGUGUCCAGGAACAUGGUGGAAAGGGCUGUGCUUAUUAACAACACAAUGAGCAGCCUCGUGUUCCUCAACCUCAGCAGCAACAAGCUUUGGACUGUCCCCACCAACAUUCCCAUCCAUGUGGAGAUCGUGGAUCUAUCCAACAACUUCUUGUCACAAAUCCUUCACGGCACGCUGAGGAGGCUCACCCACCUUUCCCAACUUUAUCUGCACAACAAUAAGUUCACCUACAUCCCUGACAAAGCAUUUGACCAGCUGGCUCAGCUACAACUCAUCACACUUUACAACAAUCCCUGGGCGUGCAAGGAUAAACCAGCAGCCCUCUCUUAUUUGCGGGAUUGGGUAGGUAAAACACAAGCCACAAUCUUUGGGGUGCCGUGCCCGGAGGAGGAGGAGGAGGAGGUGUCAUGGGAAGGCUCCGGGCCAUUCUCAGCUACUCCAACCCUGGCACAGAACCACCUCUUCGUGAAAGCCAUAAAGGCAGUGGAUACAACCGACUCUGCAGAAGCAACUGAACAGAGUGAAUUAGCGUAUGAACAACAGUCCGGAAUGACGGACAUCAAUGUAAACAGCACCGAUGACCCAACAAUAGCAUUCACCAGCACUGACAGGCCACUGAUUCCCUACCCCCAAAAUCUCAGCACAGAGAACCUUAAUUCUUUCGAAGUGGCUGCAGCCACGCACAGGGUCUACAUCCAAGAUACCACCUCUGCGAAGUCCAGAACAAAAGGUCUGGCCGAAGUCCCCACAAUUCCUAUGACCUUGAGGAUCACCAGCGGGGUGCCUACAAACUACCCAACAAAACAACAAAGCACAACCAUAAAGAAAGAAGAACGCACCACAAAAAUGAGCCCUCGCGCACCCUCUAAAGCAAAUGUGCCCAGGGGGUAUUUGUUCUCUACUGUCAUGCUUGCUGUGGUGGCCCUGGCAACUGGCAGUGAAUUUGUGUUUAAAUGAAUGAAUUGCUUCAUUAUUCCAUAUUAAUAACAUGUCUGGGGAGGGGGAGGAGGGGGAGAGAGAGAUGCUCCUGUUCCACAAUGAAUUACUGUAGAUGCAAGAAGAAAUGCCUGUUUUUAAGAUUCUGAAAUAUGACUGAAGAAUAUAAUAACUCCUCUUGGAUGGCAGGGCUGCAGAAAAUCACGUCUUGGUAACCAAGCUGCUACUUAAAUUAUGUCUUACUGAAUUAAGAAAAUAAAAAAAGGAAGAAAAUU